Molecule: messenger RNA, 642 nt
Organism: Trichomonas vaginalis G3
Lineage: Eukaryota; Parabasalia; Trichomonadida; Trichomonadidae
Exons: 1
Coding region: 1-642 (213 amino acids)
Source: RefSeq, a predicted model, not a curated record
AUGUUUCUUUUUCUAUGCGAAGAGUUACUAACUGACCAAAGUUCUAUAUUGAAGAAUGCGUACAAGCAAAAUAUAAUAGAGUACUCUGCAAGUGGCUCAAGUUCGCAAAAUAUCAAUGGAACUAUCCAAAAAACAAAGCCAGAAUAUGCGUUUAAUCAAAUUGAAAAAGAUUAUGAUUGGUGUUCGAAUUGUGGGCAUUCCAGAAAAGAACAUCCAUAUCUAAUUUUACAUAUUAAAAAUCGUACAAUGAAUCUUCAAGGAUAUUAUCUUAAAAGCGGGUGUUCCAACAAGAUAGAAUGUUGUUGCUUCGAAGGCGUUUCAUAUUGUGCUGAAUGUUGUUUGUAUAGUUGGUCAUUCCAGAUUUCCAAUGAUAAUCUCACAUGGAAAACCAUUCAUAAGGUUGAAAAAGAUAAAGAAAUGAGAAGAGGAAAAGAAAAAACAUAUAAAUUCAGUGAAACGUAUAAUGCAAUUUAUGUAAGAUUAAUUCAAGACGAAGCUUGCCCAGGAGAUCCUCCUUGCUUAGCCUUAAACAAGAUAGAGCUCAUUGGAACAUAUGAUGGAAGCGAAAUCCUGCCAGAUUUUUUUGAUAAUGAAGAUGAUGAUGUUAGCAUCAUUGGCCACAUUUCUAAGAAUAUGCCUUGA